This is a messenger RNA of Cololabis saira (Pacific saury), 699 nucleotides long. It is a transcript of the gene pfdn4, whose product is annotated as prefoldin subunit 4. NCBI's taxonomy places the organism in Eukaryota, Metazoa, Chordata, Actinopteri, Beloniformes, Belonidae. Gene Ontology annotation, biological process: protein folding. The transcript has 4 exons. The record is from RefSeq and is a predicted model, not a curated record. The coding region runs from base 52 to 471 and encodes 139 amino acids. Gene Ontology annotation, cellular component: cytoplasm; prefoldin complex.
GCAGCAGCGGCUCCUGGUUCCGUUUCUCUUGACAGCCGAAGAAGAAGCAACAUGGCGGCCACGGCAGCACCCAUCAUAAAGGGACCUGUAGCGGUCGAGGAUGUGGUCGUCACCUUUGGAGACCAGCAGAAUAUUAACAAGUUCGCCAGGAACACGGCCCGGAUGACGGAGCUCAAAAAUGAGAUAGAGACAAAGAGAAAAACUCUGCAGAACUUGCAGUACGCCAGUGACGACCUCAUGAUGCUGGACGACGACUCCCUUAUGAUCCCUUAUCAAAUUGGUGACGUCUUUAUCAGCCACUCCCAGGAAGAAACGCAAGAAAUGCUGGAGGCUGCAAAGGAAUCCCUGGAGCAGGAGGUCAAGGGCCUGGAGGAGCGAGUGGCAGCGAUACAGCAGGUUCUGGGGGACCUGAAGAUCCAGCUCUACGCCAAGUUUGGGAACAACAUUAACCUGGAGGCAGAUGAAAGCUGAGCAGCCACAUAGAUGGCAACAGCCGACCCAACAUGGACUUUUACACGCAGCUCUCGGUCCAGAUCCGUCUCAAUGCCAACAAAACUAGCACGUCUACUGCAUGAGCAUUUUAAUUUAGCAGAUUACGGCCUUUGGGAACCCAGAUUAUGUGUUUUGCAGUUUCAUUUUACAAUUCACCAAGACAAUAAAGACCAAGAUUUGAUGUGUCAGUAACUGCAUAUAACUUCA